Messenger RNA from Balaenoptera acutorostrata (minke whale), 3829 nucleotides. RefSeq lists its product as uncharacterized. Gene Ontology annotation, biological process: nucleosome assembly. Lineage: Eukaryota; Metazoa; Chordata; Mammalia; Artiodactyla; Balaenopteridae. Gene Ontology annotation, cellular component: nucleosome. Gene Ontology annotation, molecular function: protein heterodimerization activity; structural constituent of chromatin; DNA binding. The record is from RefSeq and is a predicted model, not a curated record. The transcript has 5 exons.
AAAUUAAAGACUCAGAGUUGAGUACCCAGACCGGGAAUGUGUGUGUUAUAUAUACACACAGCGCCACUGCGCGCUGAUUGGUUCCCAGCUGGCUUCCAGCUUGACAGCAACCUAGUCUCAGCUCUGUCUCGGAGUUGUGUUUGUUACAAUUCAGGAAAGCAAAAAAUUAAAGAUCUCCUGUGGAGGAACCACACCAAUUAUAUUGUACAAUGAACCGGGACAGCUCAAGCUUUGAGACCUUUAUAGUUUCUUCUUCCAGUUUUUAUCACUUUGGUCUCAGCCUUUUUCAAAAUCCCCCGACACUCCUACAGAUUCACAGGUCAGAGAGACAACUUUUUGAGUUUCGUUUAAAAUAUAAAUUCUUCUCUUUGUGUCUUCAAUAGCUUGCUCUCAAGUGACAUUCUAUACAUUCUUGGCUUUUCAUACCUUCAACAACUGCUUGAUUCUCAUUGACAUUUACCUGGAAAAUUUGUUUCAUGUGAGGAGAAAUAACACAGGCUCUUUCAGGAUUUUUCUACAAGAACUGUAGUAAAGGCUGCUUGGAAUAACAGCAAUAUCUGAUAAGAAAAGUCAUUAUUUAGUUUGGAAAAGUUUUAUCAUAGCUUUUUUGUGACUACAUAGAGGGUUAGUUAAUUUGGGGGCUUUAAGCAUUCAAAAUUUAUGUAGGAAAAUAGCAAAAGCAAUAAUCAAUGAUCCUCUUGACCUGGUAGUUGGGCUUGUGUUGCACAAGCUGAUGGCAGAGGAGGUCCAGGUACAGGCAUAAAAUAGAGUUGGACUGCUUUAUGGGGUUUUAAAGAUUCAUUUAUUUACAUUGACUUUAUUAGGAAGGAUCAGUUAUUAAAAUGUUCACAAGCUCUUGGGUUCAGGGUUCUGUCAUGCUUCUGGAAGAUAAACUUUGGCGAAGUAUCCAAGUAAAAGAAUUAAGGAAUAUACACACGCACAAUACUCUCACACAUACUUAUAUAGAAUUCCCUUAAGACAGGGAAAUUGAAAAGCAUUUAUAUUCAUUACUACAUUUCUUAUUUAAGCAAGGAUACAGGUUUAUAGGAAACACAUUAUAGGUUAUGCAUUAUGUUCAGUAGGAAAUAGAUUGAUGGUAGAAAGUGCUUUGAUUUUCUUCUUCAGGCCUCAAACUGUUCGUCUUUAACAUAUUAUGUUUAUUUUGAAGCAGCCAUGGAUUUCUUUGUAUUUCUGGUAAACCUUAUGAGCCCCUUCGCAGAAUAAUGCUUUUCAGUGCUUAAGAUAAUAUACAUAGGAUUACAAAGGAAAACAGUUGUAUUAAAAUACCAUUAUCAAAUUUAUCAAAAAUUCAAACUGGUGAAACAUUAACAUGUGCUUCUUUAUUAACACAUUAAAUAACAAGAUUACCCAUAUGACCAAGAAUUACCACAGUUUAGAAGGUGUAAUAUUUUAAACAAUAUUAGAGAUUGAGAUAUUGACAGCUGCAACUGCAACAUGGUAUGAAUAUAGCACAGGUCCUGCCACUCACACUGUUUGUUGCCUGCAUUCACAAGUGGAGGAAAUGCUAAGGUUCACUUGGAGUAUAAAGUAAAGAUAAAGAUGGAGUUUUUGUUCAAUACAAGUUUCCAGAUGCUCUGAAUCUAUCUAUAUAGCCGAGGUUAAGAACGCCUUUCUGGAAUUUGUUUCUGUGCAGUGUAAACUCAUGGAACUGUUUUGAUGAACUUGGGCCUCUUCACAGACCAUGGAGAAAAAGCCAAAGCUAUCCAAGUCAGCUGGAACUCAAGGGAAUUAACCAUAAAUUAAAUCUUUACAUAUUUAUUAUUUUGAGGAGUUCUCAAAAAGAAGGUUUUAGUAAAUUAGAUAAUCACUUAGACUUUCACUUUAGAGGAGUGAAUCUUGAGUGGAGGAGUUAAGAGCAGACAUGAUACUAUAAUGUGUCAUAAUAAAUAAUGCUGAGUGAUUACUUAUUUACAGAUAUUAUUUUAAGAAAUCUGGAUUAUCUCUUUUAAAUUCAAGUGCUCUAUAAUUUACACUUUCUUAUACAUUUAUCGAUAAAAGGAAAAAACUGAGUAUAAGCUGCCCAAGGUCACAAGCUAGUAUGUAGAGAAGGCUGUCUCCAGAGCUUGACUGGACACUGUAAUGCCACCUGGUUGCAGAAAUAGAAUGCGGUGACAGAUACAAUGCCAGAUACAAACUGUCCACAAUUAAAUAUAUAAUCAAACCAUAAAUCUUAGACUUACAGCAGAACAAGGUUUUUUAUCACUUUGGGAUAUACAUAUUUAUAAAUCUCCAAUGUAGCGCUCAGUGAUUUUUAACCUGACUUGACCUCUUAAACGCGUAACCUUCUUAUAUUCUUAGUUCCCUCUGUGGGGUCAUCCAGCCUGCAUACCAAAGAGCUCUGCUUAGUUAACCAAACAUAAAUGGACAAAACUAAUGGAAGCUUAAACAAUAAAGAUAUGAUUUAUUUAAAACCGUAUUUAAAGCAUUUUAUAAGGGACAAUAGCGUGUACUAACUGAUUAUUUCAUAUUUUGGAAAGUCUGAAGAACAAGUAUCAGGCUUCUUUGUGGAAAGUGUAUGAUCUGUUGCCCCACUUAACGGCUGCCCGCAUUGUACGGAUGCACAAACACACGUAUCCAUAUACAGGAGCAUUUAUUAAAUCCCAUCUCCAGGAUCUACUGUCCCUUCAGGCGCCUCUCAUAGCUGCCAUAGCUCUGAGCAAGGGACAAAUAAGCGAAGGGUGGGAACUGAAUGUGGUUACCGCCCCUCCUCUUGCAGUUUUCAAACAGGUCCGUCACAUUACUAUAAAACUUGUAAGUGGCGCUGUGGAGAUCACUUCGCUGCGGGUGUGAUAGCUGUAUUUUCGCGAUGUCUGGGCGUGGUAAAGGUGGAAAGGGGUUGGGGAAGGGUGGUGCCAAGCGCCAUCGCAAAGUUCUGCGAGAUAACAUCCAGGGCAUCACUAAGCCGGCUAUCCGUCGCUUAGCCCGACGUGGUGGCGUCAAGCGUAUCUCUGGUCUUAUCUACGAGGAGACCCGCGGGGUGUUGAAAGUGUUUCUGGAGAACGUGAUCCGGGAUGCUGUUACCUACACCGAGCACGCCAAGCGCAAGACUGUCACCGCCAUGGACGUGGUCUACGCGCUCAAGCGGCAGGGCCAUAGGCAGCCUACUGCUUUCCACUGGCAUUCGGGAGAACAUUCAUCGUGAGGUUUUGUCAUGGCUCGUACUAAGCAGACCGCUCGCAAGUCCACCGGCGGCAAGGCCCCGCGCAAACAGCUGGCCACCAAGGCGGCACGGAAGAGCGCACCGGCCACGGGCGGCGUGAAGAAGCCACACCGCUACCGGCCCGGCACGGUGGCUCUGCGCGAGAUCCGCCGCUACCAGAAGUCCACGGAGCUGCUGAUCCGCAAGCUGCCGUUCCAGCGGCUGGUGCGCGAGAUCGCGCAGGACUUCAAGACCGACCUGCGCUUCCAGAGCUCGGCCGUGAUGGCGCUGCAGGAGGCGUGCGAGGCCUACCUGGUGGGGCUCUUCGAGGACACCAACCUGUGUAUCUUGGUAAUCAUGUCUGGGCGCGGCAAAGGCGGCAAGGGUCUGGGUAAGGGAGGCGCUAAGCGCCACCGCAAGGUUCUGCGCGACAACAUCCAGGGCAUCACCAAGCCAGCUAUCCGCCGCCUGGCCCGGCGUGGCGGCGUUAAGCGCAUUUCCGGCCUCAUCUACGAAGAGACCCGCGGGGUGCUGAAAGUGUUCCUGGAGAACGUGAUUCGGGACGCCGUCACCUACACCGAGCACGCCAAGCGCAAGACUGUCACCGCCAUGGACGUGGUCUAUGCGCUUAAGCGCCAGGGACGCACUCUCUACGGCUUCGGUGGCUAA